Messenger RNA from Sebastes umbrosus (honeycomb rockfish), 1762 nucleotides. RefSeq names its product homeobox protein OTX1 B-like. Gene Ontology annotation, cellular component: nucleus. NCBI's taxonomy places the organism in Eukaryota, Metazoa, Chordata, Actinopteri, Perciformes, Sebastidae. Gene Ontology annotation, biological process: multicellular organism development; regulation of transcription by RNA polymerase II. Gene Ontology annotation, molecular function: DNA-binding transcription factor activity, RNA polymerase II-specific; RNA polymerase II cis-regulatory region sequence-specific DNA binding. The coding region runs from base 35 to 1069 and encodes 344 amino acids. The transcript is spliced from 3 exons. The record is from RefSeq and is a predicted model, not a curated record.
GUCCAGACUCCGGUCUCCCCUCCGGUCUUCUAGCAUGAUGUCUUAUCUGAAACAGGCCCCGUACGGGAUGAACGGACUGGGUCUGAGCGGAGCGGCCAUGGACCUGCUGCACCCGUCUGUAGGAUACCCAGGCAACCCGCGGAAGCAGCGCCGCGAGCGCACCACCUUCACCCGAACGCAGCUGGACAUUCUGGAAUCUCUGUUCGCCAAGACGCGCUACCCGGACAUCUUCAUGAGGGAGGAGGUGGCACUGAAGAUCAACCUGCCGGAGUCACGAGUGCAGGUCUGGUUUAAGAACAGACGAGCCAAGUGUCGGCAGCAGCAGCAGAGCAGCAACAGCGCCAAGGUGAAACCAAUGAAGAAGAAGUCGUCUCCGAUGAGAGAGAGCACCGGUUCAGAGAGCAGCGGCCAGUUCACCCCGCCGGCGGUGUCCAGCUCCUCCUCUUCCACCUCCUCCUCUACAUCCUCUUCUUCCUCCUCCUCCGGCCUCGGCAAUCCCGGUCUGAUCAGUACCUCUACCUCCGUCACUGCCCCGGUGUCGUCCAUCUGGAGCCCGGCGCCCAUCUCCCCGGCCCCGGCGCCAGCCACGCUGCCUGACCCCGCCGCCCCCACCAGCGCCUCCUGCAUGCAACGCUCCGUGUCGUCCUCCGGCACCGGGGGAACGCCUUCCUACCCGGUGUCUUACAGCCAGACGGCGGCAGCGUACAGCCAAGGUUACCCGGCCUCGGCUUCAGGCUCUUACUUUGGCGGCGUGGAGUGCGGCUCGUACCUGGCGCCCAUGCACUCCCACCACCACCCGCAUCACCCGCACCAGCUCAGCCCCAUGACUGGCAGCUCCAUGUCGGGACACCCGCACCACCACAUCGCCCAGACGUCAGGGCACCACCACCAUCACCACCACCCGUCGCACCACCAUCAGGCGUACAGCGCGCCUGGCCUCACCUUCAACUCCACAGAUUGUCUGGAUUACAAAGAGCAGACGGCGGCUUCGGCCUGGAAACUCAACUUCAACACCUCCGACUGUUUGGACUACAAAGACCAGGCCUCAUGGCGUUUCCAAGUGCUGUGACCUCCUGUGUUUCUCUUCUUCUCUGCUUACAAAGAAGUAUUCUUUUUGUUGUUGGUGGUUUAUUUUUGAAGAUCCUUUAAACUAAUAGUAGAGACAUUUUAAGAAAGUUUAUUUGUGAACGAACUGAAACGAUGCACAGAUAUCUGAAGCCUUCAACUCUGUCGUCAUCAGCUGAUCAACUCGUCCAGGAUUAUUUUUCUACUCCAGAACUCGAGAGAAACUGACCCAUUUACAACUUUUGAAGGCCUUUAAUAGUCAAAUUUCAGUGGAACCUGCAAGAUUGUGCAGUCUGGGAUCGUCUCAGUGAUCAAUCAGUUAACUUCAACUUGAUUGGGAUUAUUCUUCAAAGACAUAACAUGAAAAAAAACAUUAAUUAGACUCUUGAGUGGGCUUUUCCUAAAAAUACUUUUAUUUUCAAAAACAUGAUGCUGCUAUGAUUUUCAGGUUGCUGAUGUUCAUUUCUAUCUGAUUUCCAACUUUAAUCUUGUUCAGAAAGUCGUUGUCCAGCCUGUGGGGUGUUGUAUUUUGGAGAUUGAAUUGCAGCACUUGUUUAUAAGGUGAAAGAUUUUGCUAUUUGUUCUUUGCAGAGGAAAGAAAAUAAAAAUGUGAAAUUAGACACGCAAUGUCAGUAUUCCAUUGAAAUUUGAAAGAUGUACAUUCGUGUCUUUAUAAUAAAGUCUUGUUAAAACAUGA